CUGAUUAUCGCUGCACACUCAAGUUGCUGUCUAUUUUUGGUUUUAUUUUGAAAAAGGGAAAUGUCUGAUAAGGGGACGCAGCAGCAGCCACAGGUGGAAGUGGUGAUGAAGGUGGAAGGGGAACAACCUUCAGCCUCCACUCCUCCACCUCUAACUGCUACUCAGCAGAUGAAGGAGUUGGAAGAGCAACUGCGGCAGCAGCAGGCCAGGCUUGCAGCAUUGGAACAGCAGGAGGCGGCUGAGCUAGAAGCUGCAGCAGAUAAUUCCAGAAGAGAAUAUCUGUUGCAGCAGCUAGACAAGGCGCUCACAGAUGAUCGCUGUGUGCAGAUCACCAAAUACAUGGCAGAGAUGAUCCUGCUGGAACACAAGAUCACCAGUUCACAAUUUAUGAACUGGGAUGACCACUUUGUGCGAUUGGAGCGUCGGGUUGACGACCUGUCAGCUCAGCGGUCUAAGAUCCUGGAUGCUAUCCAACGCUUGACUGCUCAGCUGGCAGCCGCCAAGAUGAUUGCCACUCAACUCCCUCUGCUGAAACCCAAACCUUCUCCUCCUCCUUCGCCCCCUUCUACUCCCCCUGGUUCAGCACAUUCACCCCGGUCACCAUCCCAUUCCCAAAAGGCCUCAGCAAAGGCCACCUAUGCUGCUGUGACUGCAGGAGACUACAGAGGUCCAAAGAUCCCUGCUCCCAACAAGUUUAGGGGCGAUGACCCCAAGACCGAUAUUGGGGACUGGGCUGCUGGGACCAAUGCCUACUCGAGGGGCUUUGUCUGUGUAGAACAGACCAAGGUGGCAACUGUUCUGGGACUGCUGGAGGGACCUGCAUUGAAGUGGGCCACCUCCACCUCCAGCAGUAUGCAGCAGUCCAUGGAGGACUGGGCUUUUGGGCUUGGGGUGGACAGACUUCUGCAGGCCCUGGAGGACCAAUGUGCAGACAAGGAACGGGCCCGCAAGGCUGUUGACAGGAUUGCUCACCUGGGACAGCAGCGGUACAGCGGCACCCUGCAAGCCAUGUUUGCAGAAUUCGAGCAGCUUACCUCCACCCCUGGGUUGGUCAUGUCAACUGACGAUCUGUUGACCAACUUCUACAGGGCCGCACCUGAGAAGUUUGUUGUUGCAUUAUACAGCGCUGGGCACAAGGACUCGAGGUCCUUUGGCCGCGCAGCCUGGACAUGGAGGCAAAGCUUCAUGUUCAGGCCCCAUCCUCUGACAGGAGGAAAGAUGCCUUCCCUAGAGGUGGCAGAAAGGGAAAGGCAGCCUUUACUCAUGCGGGGUCUGCAUCAGGAUCAGAUUCAGAUUCCCAGGUUGAUGCACCUUCAGUUGGGACUGGAUCUGCUCCCGAGACAGAUGUUGCAGCAGCCCUGACUCAGGCUGUUUUGGGGGUUCUGCAGCAGCAGA
This is a messenger RNA of Chara braunii, 1395 nucleotides long. The record is from the annotation of a GenBank genome assembly. NCBI's taxonomy places the organism in Eukaryota, Viridiplantae, Streptophyta, Charophyceae, Charales, Characeae.